Messenger RNA from Mya arenaria, 3291 nucleotides. Its product is annotated as histone-lysine N-methyltransferase, H3 lysine-79 specific-like. The coding region runs from base 1 to 3291 and encodes 1096 amino acids. NCBI's taxonomy places the organism in Eukaryota, Metazoa, Mollusca, Bivalvia, Myida, Myidae. The record is from RefSeq and is a predicted model, not a curated record. The transcript has 3 exons.
AUGGAAACAACGACAUAUGACGUUGCGAGUAGUGAACAUUCUUCCCAUAGUACAUCUGAAUCAAUGCAACAUUCAACUUCAAAAAGCACACUGGAAGACAUCCAAUCUACGUCGAUGAAAGAACCUACAACAUUUACGACAAAGUCGGCUACACAAACCACGUUGAUUGCGUCCCACGAAACGUUAUUUCACAGUCGUAGCAGUUCUUCGAAACCAUCGCAAGAAACAACAACUCACAAGUCAUAUCAAACAACUGUUGAAGAAGAACUAACAAAAGAAAGAACAACUCAUUCGUCAUAUCAAACAACAUCAAUGACAUCAGUUAAAGACGACACAACACAACAAUCAACAACUCGUCCAUCAUAUCCAAUAACAACUAUAAAGGAACAAACAGAAGAAACGACAUCUCGCCCGCCAUAUCCAACAACAUCGAAAGAGGAACAAACAGAAGAAACGACAUCUCGCCCAUCAUAUCCAACAACAUCGAAAGAGGAACAAACAGAAAAACCAACAUCUCGCCCAUCAUAUCCAACAACAUCAAAAGAGGAACAAACGGAGGUAACGACAACUCACCCGUCAUAUCCAACAACAUCUAAAGAGGAACAAACGGAGGUAACGACAACUCACCCGUCAUAUCCAACAACAUCUAAAGAGGAACAAACGGAGGAAACGACAACUCGCCCGUCAUAUCCCACAACAUCUAAAGAGGAACAAACGGAGGGAACGACAUCUCACCCGUCAUAUCCAACAACAUCUAAAGAGGAACAAACAGACGAAACGACAUCUCGCCCGUCAUAUCCAACAACAUCUAAAGAGGAACAAACAGAGGAAACGACAACUCACCCGUCAUAUCCAACAACAUCUAAAGAGGAACAAACAGAGGUAACGACAACUCACCCAUCAUAUCCAACAACAUCUAAAGAGGAACAAACAGAGGAAACGACAACUCACCCGUCAUAUCCAACAACAUCUAAAGAGGAACAAACGGAGGUAACGACAACUCACCCGUCAUAUCCAACAACGUCUAAAGAGGAACAAACGGAGAAAACGACAACUCACCCGUCAUAUCUAACAACAUUUCAAGAGGAACAAACGGAGGAAACGACAACUCGCCCGUCAUAUCCCACAACAUCUAAAGAGGAACAAACGGAGGAAACGACAUCUCGCCCGUCAUAUCCCACAACAUCUAAAGAGGAACAAACGGAGGUAACGACAACUCGCCCGUCAUAUCCAACAACAUCUAAAGAGGAACAAACGGAGGAAACAACAACUCACCCAUCAUAUCCAACAACAUCUAAAGAGGAACAAACGGAGGGAACGAUAUCUCGCCCGUCAUAUCCAACAACAUCUAAAUGGGAACAAGCGGGGGAAACAACAAUUCACCCACCAUAUCCAACAACAAUUCAUCAUAUCCAACAACAUCUAAAGAGGAACAAACGGAGGAAACGACAACUCACCCGUCAUAUCCAACAACAUCUAAAGAGGAACAAACGGAGGGAACGGCAACUCGCCCGUCAUAUCCAACAACAAUUCAAGAGGAACAAACGGAGGAAACGACAUCUCGCCCGUCAUAUCCAACAACAUCUAAAGAGGAACAAACAGAGGGAACGACAUCUCGCCCGUCAUAUCCAACAACAUCUAAAGAAGAAAAAACGGAGGGAACGACACCUCACCCGUCAUAUCCAACAACAACAAAAGAGGAAACAACGGAGGGAACGACAUCUCGCACACCAUAUCCCACAACAACAAAAGAGGAAAAAACGGAGGAAACGACAACUCACCCGUCAUAUCCAACAACAUAUAAAGUGGAAAAAACGGAGGGAACGACAACUCGCCCGUCAUAUCCAACAGCAUCAAAAGAGGAAAAAAACGGAGGGAACGACAGCUCGCCCGUCAUAUCCAACAACAUCUAAAGAGGAAAAAACGGUGGGAACGACAACUCGCCCGUCAUUUCCAAUAACAUCUAAAGAGGAACAAUCGGAGGGAACGACAACUCGUCCGUCGUAUUCAACAACAUCUAAAGAGGAACAAACGGAGGGAACGACAUCUCACCCGGCAUACCCAACAACAUCUAAGGUGGAAAAAACGGAGGAAACGACAAAUCACCAAUCAUAUCCAACAACAUUUCAAGAGGAACAGACGGAGGGAACAACAACUCGCCCAUCAUAUCCAACAACAUCUCAAGAGGAACAGACGGAGGGAACAACAUCUCGCCCGUCAUAUCCAACAACAUCUAAAGAGGAACAAACGGUGGAAACGACAACUCACCCGUCAUAUCCAACAACAUCUAAAGAGGAACAAACGGAGGUAACGACAACUCGCCCGUCAUAUCCAACAACAUCUAAAGAGGAACAAACGGAGGUAACGACAACUCGCCCGUCAUAUCCCACAACAUCUAAAGAUGAACAAACGGAGGGAACGACAACUCACCCGUCAUAUCCAUCAACAUCUAAAGAGGAACUUACCGAGCAAACAACAACUAAUUCGUCUCAUCCAACAGAAUCAAUGACCUCAACAAAGGAAGUCAACAAUAUUACAACCUUAACCAAUCCAACCAUCAUAUGGCAAACAACGACUCCAACAACUCCAAAUGUUGACACAAGUACCGGCACUGCAACUACCAUAUUACCUGUAACAAUAACUACAUCUUCAAUCUUUACUACAUCAGAGAGUACGGAUUUCAAACCCACGACGACUUAUCAGUCAAUAGCAGCAUCAACAGCUACAGCACAUGGCUCAAUCAUGCACACAAGCACAACAACGGGACAAAACGAACUUUCAGUAACUCAGCAAAACACUACACAAUUACAGACAACAAUGUCCGAAGGCACAACUCUAAAGGAAAUAACGACGAGGAUGACAGUGCUCCAAGGUACUUCAGAUAAUUUCACAGUGAGUGCAACGACCCAGUCAGAGUUAACGACGGAGAACAGUACAGUGACGGGAUUUGCAAAUUGCACAACAGAAAUGUCUGGCGCAUCUGCACAAAAUAAAGACGAUGGAGAAAGUUUUCCUCUUUGGGCGACAGUCGUAUUCGCAGUUUUCGGGGCAACAUUAGUUAUAGCAUUCUUGCUGUUGGUUCUAUUAAUUAGGGGCAAGAAGACUAGGGAGAGGACCGAAAAUGUCGAGGAGAAGUUCACUUUCAACAGUGGAAGUUUAUCUCCAUUACAGUUCUACGAUCUACGGCACUCGCAACCACGGGGGACAGUUGAUACCUUUAUACCAAGGACCGACCAUCGUUACGAUUACAGGAGAUAUAGUAACAGAAAGCCGAACUUUAAUUAUUGUUAG